Molecule: messenger RNA, 1203 nt
Organism: Guillardia theta CCMP2712
Lineage: Eukaryota; Cryptophyceae; Pyrenomonadales; Geminigeraceae
Exons: 4
Coding region: 16-1203 (395 amino acids)
Source: RefSeq, a predicted model, not a curated record
GGGCAGCUGUUAAACAUGCUGCAGUGCGACUGCAGGGGAGGGGAUUCCAGGAAAGAACAGGACACGUCAGUGACUCCCCAAUGGUCUUUGGGCGAUAUCUUUCCUCUUCCAUCCAUCAUCCCAAAAUGCUGCGAAUCCAAAACAAUUAAAAGAUCCCACCUAGUGCAUCACAAUCGUUUCCAGGCUGCUGAAGUGAGACAAGACAUUGCUGACAACAAUCUGACGCCACGAAAUGUACAUACAAGCAGUUUGCAUACUCAGGCACAGAGAUCUCCUAUGCAGAACAAGCCUACUAGAAUCGCAAACGCAAGCUUCCGCUUCCUCUGCGAGGUUGACAGAACCAAGGCCAGCUCCGACUACAGAGCCCAGACCCCCUUCGCCGUCGGCCUCAAGAAAAGCCCCGAUGGCGAGCCCAUGCUGCUCGUCGCCAACAAGCCCUUCGAGAAGCUCUUCGGUCAAGUGCCGGACGCAGGCCUCCCGCUCAGGCAGCUGCUGGGCCCGGCCACCAAGGCAGCGGACCGUGACAGACUGCUGGAGGGCAUCCGCGGAGAGGGACGGAGCGAGGCAGGGAGCAUGCUGCUGUACGGCAAGAGCCAGCAGGCGGGGAGGAAGGCGCUACCGGUCGAGGCGACGAUAGAGGUGCGGAGCCUCAAGGACACCAAGGGGUACAGGACGUACUUUGGGAUGCGGGUGGAGGGCGUGAAGCCAGCGGAUCACGAGUACGUGAGACACUGUCAAACAUCAAACGAGUGGCUAGGGCACGACCUCAAGUACAAGCAUGAGAGGAGCUCGAAAGAGCACUCCGUAGAGAAGAAAGUCGGCCUCGUCUCCCGGAUGCUCAUGCUGCACGUGCGGGACGACGACAAGGAGGAGAGGCAUCGGCAGCAGCUGGAUCCGUACGGAGACAUCGACAGGCCCAUCGACCUGCAUGUGAGCUUGAACCAAGGCAGCAAGGCUGUCGACAGGAGGAGCAGAGACGACCUGGUCAAGGACGUACUUAGGCGAUGCAGUCUGCAGAGCUUUGGGAUCAAGGAUACGGUUGCGUCGACGACGAGCAUGGAGAGCUUGCACCAGAAGAGCCAGGAGUGGGUUGCGGAGCAUCGCGAGCUUUUCAACCCGAUCCGGGAGCGAGGGUCGUACUCGGUGGAGGUAGUACCGGGGGGGCUGCAGGUACCGGUUAAGCAUCCUUUGAUGCUCCAUUAG